Clunio marinus is the source of this 1289-nucleotide messenger RNA. Lineage: Eukaryota; Metazoa; Arthropoda; Insecta; Diptera; Chironomidae. The record is from the annotation of a GenBank genome assembly.
AGGCCUCCGGACAUUUGCUAUGAUUCACAUUAUGUUGGUUCAUCGUUCGGGAUGGCAGAGAGGUUUCCCAAAUGUCAAUAGCAAUGUGUUUGAUGUCGACGGAAAGUGGCAACGGUCAAUAUUUUCUGCUAUUGCUAACGUCGAUCAUGCAAUAGCCGUCGACACAUUUUUUGUUAUUGGUGGUUUGUUGAUUUCUCAAUCAAUUUUAAACAGCAUGGAAAAAAAAUGUUUCAAUAUUCCAAAAAUGUAUUUGCAUCGAUAUUUAAGAACGACUCCCGUUCUAGCUUUAUUGAUUUUAAUCAUACUUUCAAUCUUAAAGUUUCUCGGUAAUGGUCCGUACUUUGACUACUUCAUAAACAUCGCUUUUGUGAAAAGUUGCGAGAAAAACUGGUGGGCAGCCUUACUGCAUAUUCAGAACUACUACGAUCCACUCGGAGCUUGUUUGCAAGCUUCGUGGUAUCUUUCAGUUGAUUUUCAACUUGUUCUCCUUUCACCCCUCCUUCUAUAUCCGAUUUAUAAAUGGGGGUGGAAAUUUCUUUGGUUGCUUCCAACCUACGUUGUAGCGAUUGAAGUUUGGGCUUUUGUUGUCUCAUUUAAAAACAAAUACAAAGCAGCGCGACUUUUGAUGCCACCGGAGGUUGGACAGACAUUUGGUGUUGACUUUUAUUUUCCCACACAUAUUCGAAUGGGACCGUGGCUUAUUGGAGUCAUGAUGGGCUACAUUUUCUACUCAACAAAACAUAAAAAAGUUAUAAUCAACAAGUAUUUAAAUAUAGCAAUGUGGCUUCUUUCAAUUGGAACAAUGACUGCAAUUCUAGUUGGUAUGCUGCCAUUGCAAAAUGCUAAAUACCCUGCUAACCAGUUUGCAAAUUCACUUUGGAUUGCUUUUACUCGUAACAAUUGGGGAUAUUCCAUUGCUUGGAUAAUUUUUGCAUGUCAGAAUGGAUCUGGGGGAGUCAUAAAAUGGUUUUUGGAACAUCCAUUGUGGCAACCUCUGGGAAGAAUGUCAUUGAGUUUCUACUUAGUGCAUAGCAUUUAUCAAAUAAUUUCCAUUGGGUCAGGAAAAGUUCCACAAUAUUUCAGUACAACAAACGUGGUAAGGCAAUGACUUCAAAAUUCUGCUGGGGAUUUCAUCGUCACGCUUUUCCUCGCAACAUUUCUUUAUUUGACGUUAGAACAACCAAUUUUAAUAAUUGAAAAUUAUAUUUACAAUGUCAUUAGAAAGAAACUUGAAACGAAUUCGAAUCGCAUUAGAAAUUAAAGAUGUUAAUUAAUUACAAUAAAUUUCA